UCACACGUAAUAUCCGCAAUUCCGCUGCGUUGUGCAUUCGGAACGUUGACGACCGGCCGACUCGGCGGGACUUGACCGACCCAGAUCUACCCCACCCACCAAAAUCUCAUUAUAGAUAUACAUACACAUUGUGUUCUCAUUACACCGUCGCCAGAAUAUUUUUUUUGAUCCCACAAAAAUGGGCGUUGAUUACUAUGACAUACUGAAAGUUUCGAGAAAUGCGAGUGAAGAAGACCUGAAAAAGUCUUACAAGAAAAUGGCGAUGAAAUGGCAUCCCGACAAGAAUGCUGUGAACACAAAGGAAGCAGAGGCGAAAUUCAAGCAAAUAUCAGAGGCUUAUGAUGUGCUGAGUGAUCCGAAGAAGAGAGAGAUUUAUGAUUUGUACGGAGAAGAAGCGUUGAAGUCUGGUUUAUAUCCUCCGAAUGGUGGAGGAGGUAGAGGGUUUAAGUUUAAUUCGAGGGAUGCUGAGGAUAUUUUCGAGGAGCUUUUUGAUGGAUUCGGCGGAGGCGGACCCAGGAAGUUGAAGAAGGCGGCGCCACUGGAGAAUAAAUUGUCGUGUAGCUUGGAGGAGCUGUACAAUGGAUCAAAAAGGAAGAUGAAGAUCUCCAGGACUGUUCUUGAUGACUCUGGUAAGCCUAGCACAAUUGAAGAGAUCUUGGCAAUAACUAUUAAACCUGGUUGGAAGAAUGGAACAAAGAUUACUUUCCCCGAGAAAGGGAACCAUGAGCCCUUUGCUAGCCCAGGAGACCUUAUUUUCAUAGUGGACGAGAAGCCCCAUCCUAUUUUUAAGAGGAACAGCAAUGAUCUAGUCGUCAAUCGGAAGAUUUCCCUACUUGAUGCUCUUACGGGGAAGACUCUCAACUUGACAACAUUGGAUGGACGAGUUCUCACCAUUACAGUAUCCAAUAUUGUCAAACCAGGUCAUGAGAUGGUGAUCCAAAAUGAAGGAAUGCCCAUAUCAAAAGAACCUGGUAAGAAUGGAGACUUAAAGAUCAAGUUUGAUGUCAAAUUUCCGUCAAGGCUUACUGCAGAACAGAAAUCAGAUUUGAGAAGGGUGUUCGGCAGGACUACCAACUAAUGCAGGUUUGACUCAAGGAUUAUAAAUUACUACCAUUAUAUCUAAUUUAGAAAUGAAAUGUAAAUAUUUAACAUAUUCACCUUGGAAAAGGUUACCGUGGAUAGUCGGAGAAACAGAUUCUGUGGUUAUUUAACAAUCGUUAGUUGCAACUCCAGCUUCACCUUGAAACUUUUUAGAGUAACAAGAUAGCAGUAAAAUAAGAAUGUAAUAAUGCUUUAUUUUCGAGUGUUGAUUACGAUUUUUAUUACUUCAUUUGUUGGGAGAUAUUUGUCUACUGGUUUAUUUAUCAAUUUCAUUGAGAAAAUA
Olea europaea var. sylvestris is the source of this 1384-nucleotide messenger RNA. RefSeq names its product dnaJ homolog subfamily B member 4-like. Gene Ontology annotation, molecular function: protein-folding chaperone binding. Bases 179 to 1078 code for a protein of 299 amino acids. The transcript has 2 exons. The record is from RefSeq and is a predicted model, not a curated record. Gene Ontology annotation, cellular component: cytosol. NCBI's taxonomy places the organism in Eukaryota, Viridiplantae, Streptophyta, Magnoliopsida, Lamiales, Oleaceae.